Molecule: messenger RNA, 243 nt
Organism: Penicillium soppii
Lineage: Eukaryota; Fungi; Ascomycota; Eurotiomycetes; Eurotiales; Aspergillaceae
Exons: 2
Coding region: 1-243 (80 amino acids)
Source: RefSeq, a predicted model, not a curated record
AUGUCCGCCGAACCCAACGCCCCAGGCCAUAACAAACAAUACUAUGAAGAAGAAGAAGAUCUUCUGAUCAUGCUCAAGCAGCUAGGGGGACUCUCGUGGCCAGAAAUUGCGCACAGAUUCAACGAAAGUGUCACGGACGACCGACGCAGAACCGCAUCGGCCCUAGAGAAUAAGUGGCGACAGUUACGAAAGACCUAUAACUUGGCCGAAACUCCCCAUAUGUUCCUGGAGCAGGAGCAGUAA